AGCAAGUGGUGAGCGGAGGUCAAGCAAGAGCUACCUCCUCCUCUUCCUCUUCUUCUUCUUCCUCCUCCUCCUCUUCUUCUUCUUCUUCUUCUGUCCUUCCUUCUCAUCAUGCUCCACGCUUGAACAAGCUCCGAGACUUCCGAGAAGAUGGAUGAGCAAAACCUUACUGUCACACUCUCCGAGGAUGAGGAUGAAAAGACAAAGGAAAACAAGCCUAUUACGUUCUCUCAGUUCUCCUCGACUGUUCGAGCUGUGGUGCGGAUUCGGCAGAAGUACCAAGCGAUGAAAAGACGCCGUAUGGACCGGUCAGCAUCGCAAUGCAGUGCUCACUUACUGCCUCAGAGCAACGAUCAGCGCUCCACCAGCCCCAAGAUCUUCACGUUUGAUGUGGGCGAUGGUAACAGUAUUGUUGGUGUAGGAAAGAAAAAGAAGAGGAAAAAGCCACGAGUCCUCUUCCCCAAUAGCAGCCGCAGAGUUUUGCCCACCAAAGAGCAGAGCCGGGCAAAGAGUUGCUUGGUCUUGCUUUGUGUUGUGGUUUUCUUGCAGGUUUACAAUGCCAUUGAAAACCUGGAUGACCAUGUGCUCAAAUACGAUCUGGAUGGACUUGAGAAAACACUUAAAAGAGAGGUUUUCGGACAGCAGGAGGCGACUGACGGCCUGCUGGGACAUUUAAAAGAUUACUUGUCCACAUAUGUUCACAGUAAACCUUUGGUUGUGUCUCUUCUUGGGCCCAGUGGUGUAGGAAAGAGCCACAUAGGAAGGCUAUUGUCUCAGCACUUUCGCUCUGUAGUGGGUGAGCAGCUGGUCAUGCAGUACUUUGUGCUGCACCACUGUCCUACGGAAGGAAACAUCCCAGUGUGUACCGAAACUCUGACCUCCCAAAUCUCUGAGAUGGUGACUCAGGCAGAAGAAGAGGAGAAGAUACCCCUGUUCAUCUUUGAUGAGAUGGAGCACAUGCCUACUGAGCUGCUGGACACUGUGCACCAUCUUAUCAUGAAAAAAGGCAACAACGAAUAUUUAAACGCCAUCUACAUCCUCAUCAGCAACCUGGAGCAAGAGGACAUUACAAAGUUUGUCUUACAGAACUCCACGAGCAGCAUAGUUUUGGGCCGAGGGCUCAUCAGCAAGGAAUUCAACGCUUUGCUGCUUAGUAAUCUCAGAAAGCAUCAUUCGCUGUGGCUGGAAGCUGAGCUGCUUCCUCUCACCCUUCUGGAAAAAAGCCACGUAAUGGAAUGUUUUAUUGAUGAGAUGUCCCGUGAAGGAUUUUACCCAGACCGCACUCAUGUAGAAAGACUAGCAGACGAGCUGGGUUACUAUUCUGUGGGUGAACGAGAGUUUUCACGCACUGGAUGUAAACAAGUGGUGGCAAAAGUGAAUCUUUUGUGAAACCAAAAGCUGUGUACACUGAGCUCAUGCUCAUGGAUACAGAUAGUCAAAUACUAUUUGAGCAAAAUACUGAUGCAACAAGAUCAGUACUAGUCUGCGAUGGCUGGAAAAGACUGGCAUGGUUUCUUUGUUAUUUUUAUAGCUCUAAAGAGGAAUGUUCUGAAUUUAGAAUUUUAAAGAAAGUUGCUGUUUUUUUUAUGCAUUUGUUUUUUUUUUUGUUUUUUCUUUUUCCCACAAAAAUUUUUUGCAAAUGGAAAGUGUCAAUGACUGUUUCUCUCUCAGACACAGCGCAGAAGGAUUCCUGUCUACUCUGUUUUAUAAUUGGUUGUUACUUGUAAACUUCUGUAGGAUGGAACAUGUCAACAAAUGCUCAUUUCUCCCGAAUGAAACCAGGGCGAUGCAGCUGAAAGACCUUUCAGGAAAGAAAACAACAUUGAGUGUUUAGAAUUAGGGCAGACCUACAAAGACAAAGGUUUCAGUGAUAAGCUCAAAGAGAGCAGAGUACAUUUUUAGAUCAAAGAUUAAAUUACAUGAAGUUGUUGUUCUACAUGAUUUACAAUAUCUGUUCUUUUAAUUCAGCUCCUGGAUUAAGAUUUACACCCAAACACCACUGUAAAAUCACAUUAAACCAGAGGCAUGUUGAUUUUC
Messenger RNA from Silurus meridionalis, 2034 nucleotides. It is a transcript of the gene tor4aa, whose product is annotated as torsin family 4, member Aa. Bases 148 to 1386 code for a protein of 412 amino acids. Gene Ontology annotation, molecular function: ATP binding; ATP hydrolysis activity. The record is from RefSeq and is a predicted model, not a curated record. Gene Ontology annotation, cellular component: endoplasmic reticulum lumen; nuclear envelope. NCBI's taxonomy places the organism in Eukaryota, Metazoa, Chordata, Actinopteri, Siluriformes, Siluridae. The transcript has 2 exons.